Hyposmocoma kahamanoa is the source of this 1131-nucleotide messenger RNA. RefSeq names its product carboxypeptidase B-like. Lineage: Eukaryota; Metazoa; Arthropoda; Insecta; Lepidoptera; Cosmopterigidae. The record is from RefSeq and is a predicted model, not a curated record. The coding region runs from base 1 to 1107 and encodes 368 amino acids. Gene Ontology annotation, molecular function: metallocarboxypeptidase activity; zinc ion binding. The transcript is spliced from 8 exons. Gene Ontology annotation, biological process: proteolysis.
AUGAUUUUAUUUCCACCAAGGAAUUAUGAAUUAUCGGGAGCAAAAAUUCGUACUAAACGAGAUUCAACUACAAAAAUUCACUAUCCCCAAUACCUGGACUAUGAGAAGGUAGUUAAAAUAACAGAAAGAUUUGAGAAAGCUGAUAGCGAUGUAGUAUAUGUGAGACACCUUACACCGAAUACAACAGAAAAUCGUAGCAUUGUGGCGCUCGAAUUGCACAGUGAUAAGCUAACCAAAAAACCUGGCAUUCUUAUAAUAGGAGGAUUAAAUGGUAUGACUUGGGCAGUGCCAAAUGCAAUUUUUGAAAUUGCAGAGAAGUUAUUAUACGACACAGGUUACCAGACACCGUUUUUCAAUGAUUAUGAUUGGUACUUAAUACCGCUAGCUAAUCCAGACGGUAUGCAUUUUACGACAAAAAUACGAGAUUUGCCACCAGUGGAUACUCCGAUUUGGUCAACUAAUUUUACUGCCAGGAUAGGUACCAGACCAUCUCAAUGGCAUAAAAAUGUAGAAAAAAAAGAUAAAGAAAGCUGUUUUGGCACUAACGUAAAUCGUAACUUCGCUUAUCAUUGGCAAGAUGACGUGCAUAAAACGCCCGACCGUUGUUCGCAGUUUUAUGCAGGCGCCAAGCCGUUCUCAUCAUUUGAAGCACAGGCCUUAAAGCAUUACUUCAACGGGCUUAGCGAUUCCUCUAUUAAUUUGGCUAUUCAUUUACAUGCUAGUUUUGUACCGAGAAAGGAAUUAAUACUGUACCCUUGGCGAUUUUCUAAACGUCAACCAAGUAACUACGCCACACUCCAGGCUAUUGGAGAAUAUGCAGCACGACAGGCGCGAUUACCUGACGGAAGACUUUAUGAGGUACACCAAAGCAGCACAGAUGGGCGCGUUGCCGGCUCAGUGUGUGACUACAUCUCUGGCGUGGUUGGAACCGAAUUAGUGUAUCUUGUCAAGCCGUACUUCCCGGCGUUUCCCAACUACACAGACACCGACAUCAUAGAGAAUUACGUCAACAGGGCCUUAACGGCCACAUUAGGCCUGGUUCGUGGUUGGCGCAGAAGCACCAAAUUGAACACCCUGUAUUUCUUCGGCAAAGAAAUCGAAUUCUAAGUUUGUGAAGCAAUAAAAUUCCAA